Penicillium arizonense is the source of this 552-nucleotide messenger RNA. RefSeq names its product alpha/beta hydrolase. Lineage: Eukaryota; Fungi; Ascomycota; Eurotiomycetes; Eurotiales; Aspergillaceae. The record is from RefSeq and is a predicted model, not a curated record. The coding region runs from base 1 to 552 and encodes 183 amino acids. The transcript has 2 exons.
AUGGAAGCCGUAUUCGCGAAGAUCGCGGAAGAGACGUCGAAAUUUGAACUUGGCGAUGAGGAGAAAUGGCGCAAAUUAUACGAACCUUUCUAUCCAAAGCCGCCGUCCAAUGUCACUGUCAUCCGCGAUCAGCGAUACGGACCUUUCGAAAGAAACAUGCUAGACGUCUUCGUGCCAAAUGGAGAUGAUUUAGCAAAACCAGUCGUCAUGUAUGUACAUGGAGGAGGAUUCUUCUCCGGUGACAAAAUGUGGACCGAAAAAGUAUAUUCCAACAUCGGGUGGUUCUUCGCUCAACACGGCAUCAUCACAGUGGUGGUAAACCAUCGACUUGUCCCACAUGUGCAGUACCCUGGCGGGGCAGAUGACAUGCAAUUGGCACGCGAAUGGAUCUAUAACCAUAUAUCAUCGGCAAUAUAUGGGCAUGGCUCAGUUGAUAAGGUCGUGUUGUUCGGUCACUCUUCCGGCGGUGCGCACAUUGCAAUGAAUCUCUACUCUGCUAGUAAGAAGUAUUCCCAAUGCCUUGAGCCUACGCAGGGCUUUGUUUCAAUGUGA